ACAGUCACCCUGGUAGGAAACCUUCCUGAGAGUGGCUGGGAAACAGGAACAUAGCCAAAGGGCAAGGCUUUCCGGGGACGCUUUAUAUACUGCGACUCCAAGAGAGCUGCACAGAAGCACCAACUGGGCACAGCCACCCAGAGGAAGCCAACAAUGGUGGAACUGCAGAUCCCGUACUCACGGAAUGUGUCCUUGCCUGUGGGCUCUACAGUGACGAUCAGAGGCAAAGCUAACAAUGCUUUCCGAAAGGACCCACAAAUGCAGGUGGACUUCCACACUGGCACCAACGAGCAGUCUAACAUCGCCUUCUCCUUCCAAGUGUACUUUGGCAAAUUUGUGAUCAUGAACACUCUUCAGAAUGAUGGCUGGGGAACUCAUGAGAAAUCCUUGAGCGUGCCCUUUGAAGAAGAUACAGAAUUUGAGCUGCACAUCUUGGUACUGCAGAAGCACUACCAGGGGCAGGUAGAGGCGGUAGGGGAGAAACAGGAAGGAUGGCACACUUGUCUGGCAGCGUGCUGCGUGUCUCACACUUUCCCUUUGCAGAUUUCAGUGAACGGCAAACAGUGUUGCAUCUUUGUCCAUCGAACCCCAGUGAAUUCGGUGCAGAUGAUACAGGUGUGGAGAGACGUUUCCCUGAUCUCGGUGAAUAUCCAGGAGGGACCAUACACACAUUCCCCAUUGUGAAGAGUUUCUCUGUACAUCGCCGUGGAAUACCCCAA
This is a messenger RNA of Fukomys damarensis (Damara mole-rat), 719 nucleotides long. Its product is annotated as galectin-10-like. Gene Ontology annotation, molecular function: carbohydrate binding. Lineage: Eukaryota; Metazoa; Chordata; Mammalia; Rodentia; Bathyergidae. The coding region runs from base 154 to 684 and encodes 176 amino acids. The record is from RefSeq and is a predicted model, not a curated record. The transcript is spliced from 4 exons.